Molecule: messenger RNA, 2396 nt
Organism: Onychostoma macrolepis
Lineage: Eukaryota; Metazoa; Chordata; Actinopteri; Cypriniformes; Cyprinidae
Product: stonustoxin subunit alpha-like
Exons: 3
Coding region: 904-1635 (243 amino acids)
Molecular function (GO): protein binding
Source: RefSeq, a predicted model, not a curated record
UGAGAGGAUCACGUUGGACCUCCUGGAGCAGAAUAAGCAGAACACUCUAGCUGAGCAGCUGAAAAACAAACACAAGCGAGGUAACAUGUUAUUGUUAAAAUUAAGUUGUUAAAUGAGCCAUUUAAAAAAAGAGAAACUAAGGAAUUUAUAUUUCUAUAUUUGAAAUAUGCUAAAUUUUGUAACUUUUCAGAUCCCUUUAGCAUUUUCCCCCAAGAUUAGCACCUAGAGACAAAACAUCUGUUAUAUUGAGUGUUUAAUCUAGUCAUUUUACAUUAUUGACACACUAUUUUGCUAUUUGAUACAGUAAAGUUGCUUUGACACAAUCUGUAUUGUUAAAAUCACUGUAUAAAUAAAGUCAUCCACCACCAGAGAGAUCUUGUUAAAGAGAUCUCUUUUUUUAUUUAAUUUUUCUUCCCUCUGGUUAGUUUCAAUGUCAUUUAUCUGCGCCAUUUCAAAAACAAUAUAUGCAUUGUCAUAUUUAAAGUUGUUUUAUGUAGACAGUGUUUUAUUGCAAAGUGAUUUAACAGAGGAAAGCAUAAACUAUAUUUACAUCCAUGCAAAAAUUGGCUUUACAAGACAUAGUUUUAAUGCUAAAAAAAACCUGGUACACUAGUGUUACAUUUGUAAAAAAAAUAAAUAAAUAAAUUUAAAGGUCCCAUGACAUGCUGCUUUUUGGAUGCUUUUAUAUAGGCCUAAGUGGUCCCUAAUACUGUAUCUGAGGUCUGUUUCCCAAAAUUCAGCCUUGGUGCAGAAUUUCAGCCACUACGAGCCAGUCCCACAAUGAGCUUUCCUUAGGACGUGCCAUUCUGUGUCUGUAGCUUUAAAUGCUAAUGAGGACGAGAGAAGCGGGGCAAGGUGGAGGGUGGGUGUGUGGCCUUAACCAGCUUGCGCUACCAUGCGCUAAUGUUGACAGUGGAUGUAUCGCAAUGGCUCGUAGACACACAGUCCUUCAAGCUUUUCAGUUUGACCCAGAAUCUGAUCUGGAUGGAGAAGCACCAGAUGAAGAAGUUGCAACUCAUCGGCUACAGCAGGACGUCUCCGAAUGUCACAUUCUUCAACUUUUUUCUCUGGACCAGGAACAACUUCCUACAAUUUUCCUAUCCGCUCACUUUGGAUCAAAACACAGCACAUAAAAACCUCAGUCUGUCUGAGAGCAACACAGUGACUAUUUGCACUGACACAGAGCAGCUGCAUCCUGAUCAUCCAGACAGAUUUGAUGUGCAUCCUCAGGUGUUGUGUAAUGAGAGUGUGAGUGGAUGUUGUUACUGGGAGAUUGAGUGGAGUGGAGAUAGAGGUGUGUAUAUAUCAGUGUCGUAUAAGAGCAUCAGCAGGAAGGGAUGGGGUGAUGAGUGUGUGUUUGGAUAUAAUGAUCAGUCCUGGAGUUUGUUCUGCUCUCCAUCCAGUUACUCAUUCAGACACAAAAAGAUCCGGACUGAACUCCCUGUAGAGUCCGUCAGCUGUAGAAUAGGAGUGUAUGUGGAUCACAGUGCAGGAACUCUGUCCUUCUACAGCGUCUCUGAAACAAUGAGCCUCAUCCACACAGUCCAGACCACAUUCACUCAGCCGCUCUAUCCUGGGUUUAGGAUUUUUAAAGGAUCAUCAGUGAAACUGUUGAUGAAUCAGAACAGACUGUAGAGCGAGUCUACCCAUAAUACUUUGAGCUGCAUGAUGUUAUUGAGUCUCUUUCUCUCUUCUGUCACUGAAAUAUGUUAGAAUAAAUGUGUGUAAUAAAUCUUCAUAUAUCCCAUACGGAAAUGUAAUGUGCAUAUAUGAAAUAUCAAUAUAUGCAAUAUAUGCUCAAAUAAAGUAAAACAUAUAUGAAACCUAUUAGAAAUGGGAAAAAUUCCAUAUAUUGACAUACAUUUUUCCCAUAUAUUGUAUAUGUUUAUGUAUGUGUAAUACAUAUUUCCAGGGUCAAAUAUGUCUUAAAUAUGAAAUGUCCUAAUAUGCUCAUAUAGAUAAAAAAACAACAGCUAUAUAUGAAACCAAUUAGAAAAUGAAAAGAUUCCAUACAUUGACACAUAUUAACAUAAAAAAUGUGUGAUAAAGUUACAUUUAUAAUACAUAUUUUGCAAUAUAAUACAACAUAUAUAACUUUGUAUGUGUAAUAUAUCAGUAACAUGUCAGUGACAUGUAAUUUGUAUAUGUCAUAGAGUCUUAGGAUGGAUUUUACAUAAAAUGUUUUUGAUAAUUAUGUGAUAUAUAUAUAAUUAUAGCAUAUAUUAUAAUUUUAUUACUGUGUACUUGUCCUUUUUUGUAAAUUCAAUUCAGUUUGAAAUCAUGCUUCCUUUUGCUGUAAGCUUUUGCAACAAAGUUACCCUAUUUUAACCUCUGCAUCCGUCCUUCUUCAUCCCUUGUUUCACCUGACAAUGAGUAACAUUAAAAAUAUAUCUGCA